Molecule: messenger RNA, 1016 nt
Organism: Aphis gossypii (cotton aphid)
Lineage: Eukaryota; Metazoa; Arthropoda; Insecta; Hemiptera; Aphididae
Exons: 3
Coding region: 118-573 (151 amino acids)
Source: RefSeq, a predicted model, not a curated record
UUUAUAAGGAUUACUGGCUUAUAACAAAUAAUAUCCCAUACAUGGUUACGAUACACAAACAUAUUAAUAUUGUUUUAUUAUUUUACUCGUAUUAAAAAAUAUUUAUACAUUGCAGGUAUGAAUACAAAUUACUGUGGCUCCUGCAUAAUUGAUAUUGAAGACUGUGAUCCUUUGAUAAUUAAAACAAAAAAUAAUAACAAAAACAAAAUGAAAAUCAUAUGUUUCAUGUUUAUUAUUUUAUCGUGUAUAUCAUUUAGUUUAAAUAGAUCAAUAUUUAACAAAAAAACACAAAACGAUACCGAAAUUGAAUUAGAACAAAAAAACCAAGUAUUGAUGGCUGGUGGAUUGCCGGCAGCAGAAAAAAUAUAUGAUUUUCUGAAGACCAAUUUCAAACAGGGCAACCCAACAAACAAUGCAAAUAAUCCUGUAAAAUGCAAAAACAUCAAGUCAUCCUACAACACAAAUAAUAAAACUAAUAAUAAUCAUAAAAAUAAUAAUUAUAAUAUAACUAUAAUUAAUAAUAAUAAUUAUUAUAAUUAUUAUAAUAGUACCUCAACCGAGGAGAAUACUUAAACCAAAAGAUGGAGGUAACAAUGAGACAACAGGGUCUUUAAUCAGAAACUAAACAGGACAAGUCUAAAUAAUCGCUGCUUAUUGAGUCACGCCAGCCACGAAUCAUUGAUUCUCAUUAUUCACACAUUAUACAUAAAAACUUUCAUCCAGUGAGUUGUGAAGACUAGUAGAAUAUAGUUUACAUACUUACAUAUUAUGCCCAUACAUACACACAUAUAUACACAUAUCAUUGUUACAAACUUCUAAACAUAUUAUAAUGUUAACAAAUAUUAGUAGGUAAAAAGUGUAUGUUCUGGAACCUCCUUACGAGGAAUUUGGUCUUCACCGAUACCCCCCGUUCUCACCCCGUCUGCCACCAAUACUCUCAUUGCGUCGAUCGUCUGUGCUCCCCUCGCAGGAGCUAUGACAACCGCGAUGCUCCUGUCCCCGCCGCCACAGGCCAC